This is a messenger RNA of Mycosarcoma maydis (corn smut), 1605 nucleotides long. Its product is annotated as putative sterol C-24 reductase. NCBI's taxonomy places the organism in Eukaryota, Fungi, Basidiomycota, Ustilaginomycetes, Ustilaginales. The coding region runs from base 1 to 1605 and encodes 534 amino acids. Gene Ontology annotation, molecular function: Delta24(24-1) sterol reductase activity. Gene Ontology annotation, cellular component: endoplasmic reticulum membrane. Gene Ontology annotation, biological process: ergosterol biosynthetic process. The record is from RefSeq and is a predicted model, not a curated record. The transcript has a single exon.
AUGGCCGAUUCAGCUGGCCUUCGCACUAGGAGCGCCGCCGCAAAGGCGGCCGCUGCCACUCCGAAUGGCAAGAGCAAAGCUCCCACCGACGCUCAAAAGCGUGCUGCUGUUCAGGACGAAGAGGAUUUCGAGGAGAAGAAAAACUACAGGCCAAACCAUUCCUAUCUUCACGUCGAUCUCAACGAUGAUCAGAUCUUGGGCGGAGGCAAGCAGCAGACCAUCGUCAAGUACUCUCCCGGUAUUGUCAUCUCGGAACAGGGUCGCGAGACCGACAGGAAGCUCGACGAACAUUCGGACUGGGAGUUUGGCGGUCCCUGGGGUGUCACUGCCAUGAUGACGCUCUUCCCGCUGCUCAUGUACUACCUCUGGAUCUGUCUCUGGUUCUACGACGGCAAACUUGUGCUGCCUAACUCGCUCAAUGACAUUUGGCCUUUCCUCCAACGUAUGGGUGCCCACGUCCGCGACGACGCCUUCCCUACUAAGCGCGCUUUCGCUGGCUACGGUGGCCUCAUGCUCUUCCAGUUCUUCUUGGCCGUCGUCAUGCCCGGCUACAUGCAGGAAGGCUUGCCUGUCCCCUCGCUCGGUUAUAAGACGCUCAUGUACAAGUGUAAUGCGCUCUCGUCGUUCUACGUCACCCUUAUCACCUGUGCUGUGCUCCACACCACGGGUCUCUACCGUCUCACCACCAUUAUCGAGCACUUUGGUGAAUACAUGACCGUCUCCAUGAUUGCCGGCUACGCCGUCUCAGCCGCUACCUACUACCACGCCGUUUUCACCAACACCACCCACCGCAUGUCGGGCAACUUUGCAUACGAUUUUUUCAUGGGCGCUGCGCUCAACCCUCGAAUCGGCUCGGUCGAUCUCAAGAUGUGGGCCGAGGUUCGCAUUCCGUGGGUCUUGCUUUUCCUCAUCAGCGUCAGUGGCGCGUGCAAGCAGUAUGAGGUGUACGGCUACGUGACGCCCAACAUGGCCUUCAUGGUUCUCGCAACGGGUCUCUACAUCAACGCCUGCGGUAAGGGCGAGGAGUGCAUCCCGCAGACCUGGGACAUGUUUCAUGAGAAAUGGGGCUUCAUGGUCAUCUUUUGGAACUUUGCCGGUGUUCCGUUCACCUACUGCUACAGCAUCGUUUACAUGGCUGCUCACCCGCCUUCGUACUACAAAUUCAGCACGCCAACAUACGUCUUUAUGUUUUCGCUCCUCCUCUUCGCCCACUAUGUCUUCGACUCGUCCAUGGCUCAAAAGUCGCGCUUCCGCAUGCAGCUGCAGGGCACGUUCAAGUACCGAUGGACCUUCCCGCAAUGGCCUUGGUCGACGCUCAAGGACCCUCGCUACCUGCAAACCGAGCACGGAAAUGCGUUGCUCAUCGAUGGCUGGUGGCAGUUCCUCCGCGAACCUAACUACACGGCUGACUGGACUCAGGCUUUCCUAUGGGGCGCCAUUGCCGGUACGCGCUCCAUUAUUCCUUACUACUACUCGGUCUUCUUCCUUGCUGUACUCACACACAGGUGCGGAAGAGACUUUGAGAGGUGCAGUAAGAAGUACGGCAAGGACUGGGACAAGUACUGCACGAUUGUCAAGUACGCUUUCAUUCCUUUCGUGUACUAG